Messenger RNA from Sphaerulina musiva SO2202, 1853 nucleotides. Its product is annotated as 4-coumarate-CoA ligase 2. Lineage: Eukaryota; Fungi; Ascomycota; Dothideomycetes; Mycosphaerellales; Mycosphaerellaceae. The record is from RefSeq and is a predicted model, not a curated record. The transcript has 2 exons. The coding region runs from base 1 to 1734 and encodes 577 amino acids. Gene Ontology annotation, molecular function: CoA-ligase activity.
AUGCCCGUCUUUCCCAGCUUACAGCAGGACAUUCUCCUUCCUCGCGACAUCACCAUCUGGGAGUGGCUCUUCGAAAGUCCUACAUACUCCCCCCUUCUCCGCUUUCCCCCGGAGCAGCAAUGCGGUUUCACCGACGCCAUCACGAAAGAGAGGCUGAGCUGGCAGGAUGUGAAGGACGCGGCCACAGACUUGUCGACGGCAUUGGUGAAGCGGUACGGCUUGCAAGAGGGCGAGACAGUAUCGCUCUUCUCGGCAAACACCAUCUGGUACCCGGUUGCCAUGCACGCGACUCUUCGCGUGGGUGGCAGAGUGAGUGGAGCCAGUCCGGGAUACAAUGAGGAGGAAAUGACAUAUGCUCUGCAAAAAGCCAACGCCAAGUUCUUGAUGACCCACAAAGAUAGUAUGGAAGUGGCUAUCAAGAGUGCGAAAACUGCAGGAGUGCCCAUGGAGAAUAUUAUCUUGCUGGAGGGCGAGCUCGAUGGCUUCAAGAACAUCAAGACGUUAAUCCAAGAAGGCAGAGAGCUGGGAAACCCCGUGCCGUACUCGAGGAUUCCUGCGGGAAAGACGAAUUUCGAUGUUUGCGGAUUCCUGUCCUUCUCGUCGGGAACCACAGGCCUGCCGAAAAGUGUCAUGAUUGCACACCAGAAUGUCAUCGCCCAGUGUCUCCAAGUCAUGGCCAUUACACCGAGUGACCAUAAGCGUGUGUUGGCCGUGCUGCCUUCUUUCCAUAUCACGGGGCUUGUUCAUGUAUUACAUUUACCGCUGCUCAUCAACGCAGAGGUGUACUUCCUACCUGCAUUCACCAUGAAAGCCAUGCUGGACACCGUGACCGAGUACCAAAUUCCCGAGCUGUUAUUGGUGCCUCCGAUUCUGAUCAGAAUGGUUCGCGACCCUAUCGUCAAAAAGUACGACCUGAGCUGUAUCCAACGCUUCUCUUCCGGUGCAGCACCUCUCAGCGAAGAGAUACUCGUCUUAUUGAAGAAACAAUUCCCCCACGCAGGUUUCAAGCAAGGCUACGGCAUGACCGAAAGCUGUUCCUGCAUCACCGCCCACCCUCCUCAAUACUACGAUUUCCAAUACGCCCACACAGUCGGCACCAUCUGCGCGAGCACCACGGUGAAAAUUCUCAAAGAAGACGGCACCGAAUGCGAUAUCAACGAGCCCGGAGAAAUCUGUGCCAAAGGCCCUCAAAUCGUCAUGGGCUACCUGAACAACGAACAAGCCACCAAAGAAACUUUUGACGACCAAGGCUACCUCCACACGGGAGACCAGGGCCAAAUCGACGCCCAUGGCCUCCUCACCAUCGUCGACCGCAUCAAAGAACUCAUCAAAGUCAAAGGCAUUGGCGUCGCCCCUGCCGAGCUCGAGGACCUCUUACUCGGCCACGCUGGCGUCGAAGACGUCGCUGUCUUGGGCAUUCCCGACGAUUAUGCCGGAGAAGUCCCCAAGGCGUAUAUCGUACCUCGCAGCAAUAGUAAUAAUCAUAACAAUAGUAAUAAUAAUACUCAAAAUCCCUCCUCCUUACAAGAGCUCGGAAGGGAAUUAUUGCAGUAUGUCAGAGAGAAUAAAGUCCGAUACAAGGCUAUCAAGGAAAUCGAAUUCGUGGAAAUUAUCCCCAAAUCGGCUUCGGGGAAGAUUUUGAGGAGGGUGUUGAGAGAUUUGGAGAAGAAGAAGAAGAAGGAAGGGAUAAGAGGGUCGGUGGUGGUGAGGGAGGAGAGGGCGAGGUUGGCGUGAUGUGUUGAUGGAAUGGCCAGUCUUGAGACCUUAUGUUGGGAUAUGAUGUGAUGUUGUGUAUGGAUGUAGGUACCUACCAGGUAAUGUAAGGUAAUGUAGCGCGCGGUAAAUGGAAUGUC